AUGUGUGACUUUCCCUGGAAAAUCUGUUUAGGAGUCUGGAUAUUUGUAUUGAUUGAAUGUGAUUUUCAAGCAUUUACAGAAGAAACUUAUUCAGCUGAAGAGGACAUAGAAGCAAAGGGUGCUACACCAGAUCUUUCACCUGAUGGCUGGCGACUAGCAAGUCCUUCCCAGUUUCUGGAAUCUAAGCAUCUUCUUGAUUUCAGGGAAUCUGAGAGAUUCAGCAGACGCCUAUUUCGAAGGAAGAGAUCCAUUUUCUUCCCUACUGGAGUUAAAAUAUGUCCAGAUGAGUCCACUGAGCAAGCCAUUGCCAAUCACUUGAAAUACUUCAAACUCAGAGUGUGCCAGGAGGCAGUAUGGGAAGUCUUCAAAACUUUCUGGGAUAGGCUCCCAGGACGCGAAGAAUAUCAAAACUGGCUGAAUCUAUGUGAGGAAGGAACGAUGAGUAUAUUUGAGAUGGGCACCAACUUCAGUCAGUCGGAAGAGCACCAAAGCCUGAUAACAAAGAAAUUGUCCUAUGCAAAAGAAGCAAUGGGUGGUUCCUGCAGCGACUGGUCCUGUGGUUUGGGAAUGCCAACACCUUCUCCAGCUGGUGAUGCUACCACUUUGAGAGAUGCAGCUGCUAAUGUUCCACCUCCUGAUGUGGUCUCAGUUGAAAGUCCUUCAGACAGCACUACUGACAAGAUUGAAGACUCAGAAAUCAAUAAUGAGAUAAAGAAAGAUGAUGAGAAGCUGAUAAAACCAGCUCAUGAACAGAUGGUUGAGUUCAGCAUCCUUCUUCCUGAAGAGAAAUACCGCAACGAGCUGAAUGACCCCUUAACCAAAGAGUACCAGCAACUCUCACAACAGUUUAUUUCAGAAAUUCAACAUGCUUAUGAAGAACUACCUGGGUACAAGAAUAUUCAUGUAACAGAAUUCAGGUCUCCUCAGGAUAAUAGCAGUGGUGUGGAAGUUCUGUACACUGUGGUUUUUGAUGGGGAAGCCAUCAGCAACGCCACCUGGGACCUGAUUAACCUCCAGUCCAAUAAAGUCGAAGAUAAUGCCUUCAUGGAGAUUGAGGAUAACCCAACUGUUGUUUACACAGUCAGUGACUUCAGACAUUAUAUUGCUGAAAUUCUUCAUAAGACCUCUUUACUUGAGAAUGCCUCGCUGAACUUGGAUCCUGACUCUCUCCAGCUCAUUAAUGUAAAGGAAGUAGUCCCUUCUGUUACUGAAGAGCCGUCUCAAAUUACUGCUAAGCCUAUUGAUGAUGAUCAUGUUGUUGUAUCUGAAUGGCCUUCUGCAGAUGAAUCAACUGUAAGCAACAUCUUGCCACUUGAUCUCACCAAACCAGGUUUCAUCUUUGAUACUGAACAGUACAAUGGCAAUGAAGUCUGGUUAAGACCAGAUGGCUUUCUGAACCCUGAAAGCAACUUCAGUUCAACACCAAAAGCUACUUUCUAUUCCAAAGCUGAUAUCACCGUUCCUCCAGAUGAUCUGCUUUUUGUAGAUGAGAAGCUGCAUUCUGUCACACCAUCUGUAUUAGAGACUGACUCCCCUGUGGACAUGGAAAGCUUUUCUGAUUUUUUUCCUUUAGAAGAUGAACUUGAGGAUGCUAAGGAGUCAGAUGGUUUGCUCUUGCCUUCAACCUCUACCUCUCACCUUGUGCCAAAGAAAAUCCAGCCCACAAGUGAUUCUGUCAUUCCUCUCACUCCUAUACCAUCAGUGGCCUCUGUAUCUGCCAUAGAAUCUGGUACUGAGGAAGUGAUGCCCACAAAUUACAUAGAAGAGAACACUCUGCAACCUUAUAUAUAUGAUGGAGACAAUAUAGAUGAAUACGUCUCUGGUUCAGGACAGGAGCCUCCAUCAAAUAUAUGGCCUUGGGACAGACCUGUAUUGGAUUCAGAAGGUUCGGGUGUAUAUGACUAUAAGGAAACAAACUUUAUAUUGGAUCCCUCAAAGGAUUAUAUAUCUCCAAAUCUACUAGAUGAAGUUGAAGUCAUUUCCUUGUCACCUGCUGGAAUAGAAGACCCCUCAAUAGAAAGUGGUCUUGCUACAUCUACUGAGGUGCAUAGCAUACUACAACUGGACGAUUCCAGUGAGGACUAUCAAAUAAUUUCCGAAACAACAGGAAUUCAGGACCAAAUAACAGAGCAGUCAGCAACACAGCAUCCACUUAUGACUGCUACAAUAGGACAGCCAGACAGUAGCUCUUUAUGGACUGGAUUAGUGAAACCAGAAACAAUUUUAACAGCAGCUCCUUCUGCAGAAGGUCCAGUGGAUUAUUUUGUAGUGGAACAGCAGAUCCCUCAUUCAACAGCCCAAGAGGCCUCUGGAUCAAUUGUCCUGAAACCUGUUACUCUUCCUGCUGAAAGUGCCACCCGCCAACUUGCCGAUGAAGUCACACAUUCAGUAGCAUCCACUGUUUUUGAAGUUUCAACCCAAAUUCCUUAUGUAAUAGAGGUGACAACUAGUUCUGUGGACUUCACUGGAGAGUUAAGUACAAUCUACACCACUCAGACUCCCCCUAGUAGCUUUGACAGUGAAGUGAGCUCUUCUGCAACCUUGACUAUAACAGAGUAUUCUGUCCAUGUCCUCUCUGACAUGCCUACUUCACAGCCUACAGUAUUUCAACCUACAGUUGUCCCAACGGAACUGGAAGAAGACUUGAUCACAAAAAAGUUGGGCGUUACAGUAUGGGACCAUGUAGGCACAACAUAUCCUGCUGAAAUGAACCAGGAAGGAAGAAGUAUGACUGACAGCCACAUGGAGCUGUCUACAAGUGCCCACUCUACAGAGAUGGCUAGUGUAGCUGGGGCUACUCAUGAAGAUCCCAGCAAUGUUACUGUUCCAGCACGUGCUUUAGUAGUAUUCUUUAGUCUUCGAGUUACCAACAUGAUGUUUUCAGAGGAUUUGUUCAACAAAAAUUCUCCUGAAUACAAAGCCCUGGAACAGCGAUUCUUAGAACUGCUGGUUCCUUAUCUGCAGUCCAACCUAACAGGCUUCCAGAAUCUGGAAAUACUUAACUUCAGAAAUGGCAGCAUUGUGGUGAACAGCCGAAUGAAGUUUGCAAGACCUGUGCCCCGCAAUGUCACUAAUGCUGUGUACAUGAUUCUGGAAGACUUUUGCAACACUGCCUAUCAGACCAUGAACCUGGCUAUUGACAAAUACUCCCUUGAUGUGGAAUCAGGAGAUCAAGCUGAUCCUUGCAAGUUCCAGGCAUGCAAUGAAUUCUCUGAAUGUCUGGUGAACCAGUGGAGUGGAGAGGCUGAGUGUGUCUGUUAUCCUGGCUAUCUCAGCAUUGAAGGAUUGCCCUGUAACAGCAUUUGUGAUCUACAACCUGACUUUUGUCAAAAUGAUGGGAAAUGUGAUAUAAUUCCAGGGCAGGGGGCAAUUUGUAGAUGUCGCGUGGGUGAGAACUGGUGGUACAGAGGAGAGCACUGUGAAGAGUAUGUCUCAGAGCCGCUUGUUGUGGGGAUUGCAAUCGCUUCAGUAGCUGGCUUUCUUCUUGUAGCGUCUGCUGUCAUUUUCUUCCUGGCCAGGACCCUUCGGGAUCAGUAUACAAAGAGUGAAAUAGAUGACUCAUUAGGACAAGGAGACAGCCUCUCAUCCAUUGAAAAUGCUGUCAAAUACAAUCCAAUGUAUGAGAGUGAUGCUACUGGAUACAGCCACUACUAUCGGAGGUAUCCACAGCUUACUUCUUACAGCUCAACCAGUAAUGAGACGUCUACCGAAUACAGCAGUGAAGAGAUCAGACACAUUUAUGAACACAGUGAGCUCACUAAGGAGGAAAUUCAGGACAGAAUACGGAUUUUAGAACUUUAUGCCAAAGACCGACAGUUCGCAGAGUUUGUAAGACAGCAUCAAAUGUGA
Messenger RNA from Hemicordylus capensis (graceful crag lizard), 3849 nucleotides. It is a transcript of the gene IMPG2, whose product is annotated as interphotoreceptor matrix proteoglycan 2. The record is from RefSeq and is a predicted model, not a curated record. The coding region runs from base 1 to 3849 and encodes 1282 amino acids. Lineage: Eukaryota; Metazoa; Chordata; Lepidosauria; Squamata; Cordylidae. Gene Ontology annotation, molecular function: heparin binding; hyaluronic acid binding. Gene Ontology annotation, biological process: visual perception. The transcript is spliced from 20 exons.